Messenger RNA from Sceloporus undulatus (fence lizard), 1343 nucleotides. Its product is annotated as pulmonary surfactant-associated protein D-like. The record is from RefSeq and is a predicted model, not a curated record. Bases 170 to 934 code for a protein of 254 amino acids. The transcript has 5 exons. Gene Ontology annotation, cellular component: rough endoplasmic reticulum; multivesicular body. Gene Ontology annotation, biological process: positive regulation of phagocytosis; surfactant homeostasis. NCBI's taxonomy places the organism in Eukaryota, Metazoa, Chordata, Lepidosauria, Squamata, Phrynosomatidae.
CUGGAUAAAGCUGGGGUCAGGAAAUGGACUCCACUGGAAUUCACACUGGCAGGUAAAGAGUCAGUGAAGCAAGUAGGCUAUAACUUUCUUUUUACAGAUAAGGAACAAUGAGGUAAUCAGAUUUUGCAAAGUCAUACAGAAAGAAAAGCUGUGAAAGAGAUCUUGAGAUAUGCAACUUCAUUAUUUCUGCAUCCUUGUGUUGGGAGUGACACUUGCAAGGUCACUGGACCCUGAACCAUGCAGAUGUGAAGAAAAAGUAAACACAUGUACAGUUGUCGCUGGGAGUAAUGGAUUGCCAGGCACUCCUGGGAGUCCUGGGCUACCAGGAAGAGAUGGCAAGGAUGGUAUUCAAGGUGAAAAAGGAGAACAAGGACCACGGGGGAUGCAGGGACCCCCUGGAAAAGCAGGACCUCCUGGUACUAAAGGAGAUACAGGAGAAAAGGGUCCAAAAGGUGAUAGUGGGGGCAAAGAACUGGAAGUUCUUAAGACUCAUAUUAGUGCCUUACAAGCAGAACUGAAGGCUUUGCAAGUAACUACAAGUAAAACCCAGAAAGCCAUUCUAGGCUAUAUUUUCCCAAACAGUACAAGAGUUGGAGGCAAAAUAUUUGCAACUAAUGGAGCUGAAGGUGACUAUGCAUCUUCAAAAGGAAUGUGUGAACAAUUUGGUGGCCAGAUUGCUUCUCCAAUGAAUGAAGAAGAGAAUAAUGCUGUCCUAAAACUUUCUACAAUGCAUGGAAAGCAUGCAUUUCUUGGCAUGAAUGACCAGGAGACUGAAGGCACUUUUAAGCAUCUAAAUGGUAACACAAUGGAAUAUUCAAACUGGGCAAAAGGAGAACCCAAUGGGGAACAUGAAGACUGCAUUGAAAUAUAUUUGAAUGCAAAGUGGAAUGAUAAUAGCUGCAAUAUAAAUCGGUUAAUAAUUUGUGAGUUUUAAUCUGACAUCUUUUUCUAAGUGUUUCUAAAUCUACUAUGGCAGGCUUCACAGAGCUACUAAAAAAAGGAACAAUAUUUGAAGGAUGUAUUUAACUGGGAAAGAUCCCCCCUAUACUGAGAUCCGGGAAACUGUAAAAUUUUCGAAUGUCAUCAUGAGUGUGCAAAAAUCAAAUAUUUGAAUAUGUUAUACUAAUUUAUGGAAUUUAAUAUCACAUUGCUAAUAUUAGCACUUGUAAAAUCAGCAUCUUCAAAGUUAGUAUCUUCAUUAGCACACUCAUGUACAUCAGUGUUGUACUUCGAAUGAUGUGCUAGAACAUGAAUGCUGUAAAUAUAGGUUGCCUAUGCUUAUGAAUGUUUAAUUAUCCAUUUUAAUAUGUUAAUAAUUAAAUACUCAUGUAUUUACUAGUUCA